GGGGGAGGGAGAAAGAGCAUGGACUUGAUGGGAUGGGAUGGGAUGGGGAAAGAGGAUCAAGGUUUUUGUGUCUUGCUGUUUGUUCUGCGUGCGGUGGUGGUGGGUACUGUGGCUUUUGCUUGCGUGGUGGGUGUAUAAUAGGGGUGUCAGGGGGCGAGAAUGGCAGAGAGGAGAGAAGAAAGGAGGAGAGGAGAGGAGAGGAGAGAAGAAAAGAGAGAAAGAAAGAGAGGAGAGCAAGGCCUCUGCUGGUAUCUGUCCGAGCAAGCACUUUACCCGCCCCCUCUCGCGGUCCGCAGGUUUUCAAUCUUCUUUUAUACCACACACACACAUCAUGUAUAAUCUAGCUUUAAAACCGUAAUAAUUGUUAAUUCCUAAAAUAAUCCCCCUCGUUUGUAGUAGUAGUCUG
Messenger RNA from Pseudovirgaria hyperparasitica, 406 nucleotides. RefSeq lists its product as uncharacterized. The coding region runs from base 38 to 358 and encodes 106 amino acids. The record is from RefSeq and is a predicted model, not a curated record. NCBI's taxonomy places the organism in Eukaryota, Fungi, Ascomycota, Dothideomycetes, Acrospermales, Acrospermaceae. The transcript has a single exon.